GGGGGGUUGCUAGAAAGAAGUUGCGGACCUCUUUCUCUAUUACCUGGUUUUGAGAGCAGUUGGUGAUUUUGAAUACCAGGCCUUGUUCUCUCCUUUAAAAGUCUCCCCUACCAUUGCUCAUUCCACAAUCUCUCCCUUUCCAUUUCCUAACCCAAUUCUCUACAUUCUCCAAAGGUUGUUGAUCUUUUAAGGAUAAUCUCAUUCAAUCUUAGAUUAGCCAGCACAGACAAGUUUGAAGGCAUUUUGAUCAUCAAGAGCAAUGACAGUCAAGAAAAUCACAUGUUGGACGUCUUUAGUCCCAAGCUGCUUCAAGUCUGAGUUCCAAGCUCCCAAGAACAAAGCUAAAGUUGUAGCAAAGCAGACAUCAUUCCAGAGGCUUUCGCUUUCGGAUUUCAGUGAUCCCAGCUCGACGACACUUUCAGAAGACCUCUCCAUAUCUCUUGCAGGCUCCAAUCUUCAUGUAUUCACACUUGGGGAGCUGAAGGUGAUCACACAGAGCUUCUCAUCAAGCAACUUUAUUGGGGAGGGUGGGUUUGGUCCGGUUCACAAAGGGUUCAUUGAUGACAAGCUUAGACCCAGUUUGGCUGCUCAGCCUGUGGCUGUUAAGCUCUUGGACCUGGAUGGAUCACAGGGACAUAGAGAGUGGUUGACUGAGGUUAUGUUUCUUGGGCAAUUGAGGCAUGCUCAUCUUGUGAAGCUCAUAGGGUAUUGCUGUGAAGAUGAACAUAGGCUAUUGGUGUAUGAAUACAUGCCAAGAGGCAGCUUAGAGAACCAGCUAUUUAGAAGUAUGCUUUCUGAAUCCUCACUACCAAAUUCCCAUUUUCAUGAAACAAUAAUUUCAGUUACUAAUUUAAUGUUUAAUUUUUCUUGGUGUGCAGGAUAUUCAGCAUCACUACCAUGGUCAACCAGAAUGAAGAUUGCUCUUGGAGCUGCAAAGGGUCUUGCUUUCCUACACGAAGCAGAGAAACCAGUCAUAUACCGCGAUUUUAAAGCUUCGAACAUCUUGUUAGAUUCUGACUAUACCCCCAAGCUCUCAGAUUUUGGUCUAGCAAAGGAUGGUCCAGAAGGAGAUGACACACAUGUUUCAACACGAGUCAUGGGUACACAAGGCUAUGCUGCUCCUGAAUACAUUAUGACUGGUCACUUGACGGCGAUGAGUGAUGUGUACAGCUUCGGUGUGGUACUGUUAGAGCUACUAACAGGAAGGAGAUCGGUGGAGAAGAGCCGUCCUCAUAGAGAGCAGAAUUUAGUAGAAUGGGCAAGGCCAAUGCUGAAUGAAAAACGAAAACUCAGCCGAAUAAUGGAUCCGAGACUAGAAGGACAAUACUCGGAAAUGGGGGCCAGAAAGGCUGCUGCAUUGGCUUACCAAUGCCUCAGCCACCGACCUAAACAAAGACCAAAAAUGUGUGAUGUUGUCAAGACAUUAGAACCACUCAAGGAUUUUGAUGACAUUCCCAUUGGACCCUUUGUGUACACAGUUCCUACCGACAAAUCCGAUAAUUCGAUCAAGGAUGUGAAGGAAGCUAGUGCACAGAGGGAACCGAAGAAGAAGAGCAGCCACCAGCACCAAAACCAGCAGCUCCAUGGCCAUUGGCCUCAUCAGAGGACUAUUUCAAAGUCUCCAAAUUAUCACUCGGAAAAUUUGGUGCGGCAACGUCGCACAAGUCUUGAUUUGAACUCUCCUUUGCACCUAGUCAAGGGAGCAUAGAGUACACCAUAGUAUAACGUAAUGUAAAUCAAUCACACACAUACAUUCACAUUGUACAUAGAGAUUUGCCAAAGUUGCUUAGUGUAACAACUUAUUGUCAGAGGACAAAAAAAUGUUUUCUUUAAUUCU
This is a messenger RNA of Argentina anserina (silverweed cinquefoil), 1837 nucleotides long. Its product is annotated as serine/threonine-protein kinase RIPK. Gene Ontology annotation, biological process: protein phosphorylation. The record is from RefSeq and is a predicted model, not a curated record. NCBI's taxonomy places the organism in Eukaryota, Viridiplantae, Streptophyta, Magnoliopsida, Rosales, Rosaceae. Bases 260 to 1708 code for a protein of 482 amino acids. Gene Ontology annotation, molecular function: protein kinase activity; ATP binding. The transcript is spliced from 4 exons.